UGUGUUGUGGGUAGGAGAGAGGGUUUGGGGGAGAGGUAGAUAUUUCAGCUCCUUCCAGGGAUGAAGCGGGCUGCACGCUGCAUGGGAGAUGAACAUAGAAGGCUGUGGAAACAAUUCUUUACUAACUCCUUGUUUCAUUUUCUCUUAUGCAUAUCUCCUCCUUUACACUCCAGCCGGAAGGGCCUUCAUCAUGUUGCUCCCUCUCCUAAGCUGUUUCUCCCUUCCUUCUUUGCCUGCUCAACUUUUACCCUUUGUUCAGAGCUGCCUUCCCUGGCCAUCCAUCCCCAUGACUAGGUGGGAACCCUGUGCCUCCCUGUUGGACGCUGCCAACCCUCUACCCCCUGUAAUUUUGUUUGAAUAUGUCUGCCCAGCUCUAGCAAACUGGAUGCCCACCAGACAGUGAGAAGGGAAACAAAGAUAUUCUGGACACAAUGACCUCAAAAAAGACUAGGAGGCCAUGGCAGGAAGGUGCUCGGCACUCAGGAAAAAAUACAGGUUCCAGUUACUGGACCACACAGAGCCAUGGCGAGGUGCGGUUGCGGCAGGACGAGAACUCGUUCACUGAGAAGGCGCCGCUCACCAUACACGACAUGAUCAUGGGCACAGCCAUCAAGUACGCCAACUACAUCGCGCUCGGCUCCAAGUACAAGGACAACUGGCACCUGCUCACCUACAUCGAGUACUAUGAAGAAUGCCGGAGAGCGGCCAAAGCCUUCCUUAAGGUACAGCGUGCGCCUGCGCGCUACUCUAACCGCCCUCCCACGUCCUCCCACGCCCCUCCUACCCGUGCCUCUCCUUCCCCAUCCUGCGCCUGCGCGCGACUGUAA
Nycticebus coucang (slow loris) is the source of this 827-nucleotide messenger RNA. Its product is annotated as long-chain-fatty-acid--CoA ligase ACSBG2-like. Bases 432 to 827 code for a protein of 131 amino acids. The record is from RefSeq and is a predicted model, not a curated record. NCBI's taxonomy places the organism in Eukaryota, Metazoa, Chordata, Mammalia, Primates, Lorisidae. The transcript is spliced from 2 exons.